Molecule: messenger RNA, 3114 nt
Organism: Trichobilharzia szidati
Lineage: Eukaryota; Metazoa; Platyhelminthes; Trematoda; Strigeidida; Schistosomatidae
Source: the annotation of a GenBank genome assembly
UGUUAACCAUGGUAAGUUGCUCGCUAUGUAAUAUCUUGCAGAGAAACCCUUUAAAGUGGUCAAAAAGCCAAAAUACUGACUAAAUUCACCAAUGACGUGAUGUGAAACGAUUGAAAUGUGCCUAUUCGAUGACAUGAUUUAAGCUAGUCCAAUACACUGCGGUUCCUUGUGUGCAGUCAUGCUAUUUGGAUGUUUAUGCUAGUAUGGGCAUCUGAAAUGGUCCCCGAUAUUUGGCAUAAUGAGCUGAGUGGCUAACACCAUCAACAUACGAGGUCGAUUAAAAUGCUUUUGGAGUUUAGAUCCACUUACAGAGUAGUCAACGACUGGAACCCCUUUCCUGAUACAGUAGUAACCGCUCCAUCGGUGAACGCUUUCAAUGAAAAAAUUGUAUCUUUUCAGAGAUAUAUUUCGCGAGGAUUAGCAUAGGCCACUAGAGCCUUCUAUCCUUAUAAUUUCAAUUAUGCAUCUGAGCAAAUAAGUGACGCUUCCUCAUUGUUUGGUGCGUUAAAUGUUUCAUAAUACUUGAGUAAGAAAAUGAGUUAUGUACGUGCAUCUUUUCCUUGUUAAGUUCUUCACAGACAUUGUCUUGGCUGGAUGUUUGUCCAGCACUUUUCGAAAUGUACUGUUCUCGUAACGAGACAGGAAAUCAUCGUAUGUUAAUUUCACUUCGUCUCACAUGUAUGGAAACUGUGGAUAUAGACACAUUCCUUUCCCAAAUAAGGUAUUACCCAGUAUUUGCUGCUCUUAAGUAUUCUUGCGGGGCAACCUUUAUAACUAUAACAAGUUUGGAUUAGAAAUAAAGUCCGCCUGACUUGCUAAGGUCUCUGUAAUUAUUGAAAAUACAACUUCUGUGUUCCUUGUGACUGAGAGCUUCCGAAUUACUACAAGCUACAGAAAGAGCAUUCAAAACCAUGCAUAGAGUUAUGAAACGUAACCAGUAUUUUAACUAACUGAUAUAAAACCACCUUUAUUCUGUGUUAAAUUAGUGUUCUCUCUCGUCAGCUGUCCGUCUGAAUGACAAGUUAUAAGCAACGUUAAACAAGUUAACAUGCAUUCCUCUAGAUCUUUACUAAGAGCUAUUAAAGUUCAUAAGGUCUUCUACGAAAAGUGCUUGCUCACGGACAUCAGCAAUACUGUCAUUACAACCAAUUAACAUUCUGAGCUCAGGCGCAGAUGAGGAGAAAGCAGAAACUGCUCGGAUGUCUUCAUUCAUUGGAGCCAUUGCAAUUGGUGACCUCGUCAAAACCACACUUGGCCCUAAGGGCAUGGACAAAAUUCUCUUGUCAUCCGAUGAUAAUGUCGAAGUUACAAAUGAUGGUGCUACCAUACUAAAGUCAAUUGGUGUGGAUAAUCCUGCAGCUAAAAUCCUUGUUGAAAUGAGUAAAGUCCAGGAUGACCAGGUUGGUGAUGGUACAACUUCAGUCACUGUCCUGGCUGCAGAACUACUGCGUGAGGGUGAACAGCUGAUUGCUGCUAAGCUUCAUCCCCAGACUAUUGUUCAGGGUUGGCGGGAGGCUUCGAAGUUGGCUGCAGCAGCUCUUGAUUCAGCUGCAUGCUUAUCGAAUCAAUCAGAUGCUCACUUUCGUGAACGGUUGAUGUGCAUUGCACGUACAACAUUAAGCUCCAAGCUUCUGACUCAACACAAAGAACACUUUGCAAAUUUAGCUGUGGACGCUGUUCUUCGACUAAAGGGGAGUGGAAAUCUGGAUGCAAUACAAAUAAUUCAAAAACUGGGUGGUACGAUGACAGACUCGUAUUUGGAUGAAGGAUUUCUUCUGGACAAACGUCCCGGUGUUAAUCAACCUAAGCGUAUUGAAAAAGCGAGAAUUCUGAUUGCUAAUACACCUAUGGAUGCAGAUAAAAUCAAAGUAUUCGGUAGCAAGAUCCAGGUGGAUGCUGUUUCAAAGGUGGCUGAGUUGGAGCUAGCUGAAAAACAAAAAAUGAAAGACAAGGUUGAUAAAAUCCUGAAGCACAACUGUUCGGUAUUUAUCAACAGACAAUUAAUAUAUAAUUAUCCGGAGCAAUUGUUUGCUGAUGCCGGUAUUAUGGCUAUUGAACAUGCAGAUUUCGAAGGCGUAGAAAGAUUGGCUCUGGUUACCGGUGGCGAAAUCGUAUCAACGUUUGACUCUCCUGAAACCACGAAGUUAGGACACUGUGAACUAAUAGAAGAGGUAACUAUUGGGGAAGAUAAAUUGCUGCGAUUCAGUGGUGUCGCUUUAGGUGAAGCUUGCACAAUAGUUUUGCGAGGAGCAACGAAAAGUAUCUUGGCUGAAGCAGAGCGGUCCCUACAUGAUGCUUUGUGUGUAUUAGCGCUGACUGUAAAAAAUCCUCGAACAGUUUGUGGUGGUGGAGCUAUGGAAAUGUUGAUGGCGGAAGCAGUAGCCCAGGGUGCUGCUAAGACUCCGGGGAAAAUAUCUUUGGCUAUGGAGGCCUUUGCACGAGCUCUGAGGCGUUUACCUACUAUUAUAGCUGAUAAUGGAGGUUACGAUAGUGCUGACUUAAUUUCUCAGUUGCGAGCUGCCCACGCAAAUGGAAAAAAUAGCAUGGGUUUGGAUAUGAACAAUGGAACUAUUGCUGAUAUGAAUAAGCUUGGGAUAAUUGAAUCAUACGAUGUCAAACAUCAUUUGUUGACAUCAGCCUCAGAAGCUGCGGAGAUGAUCAUUCGCGUCGAUGAUAUUAUUAAAGCUGCUCCUCGUCGUCGAACCCCGAGACGAUGCUGACAAUUUUAAAUAUUCUCAAUAUUUGUCUGCUUAAAAAAAAGUGAUUUUUGCUGUUGCAUAUUUGUAAGCUAAACCAGUGAUCCAGUUUUUAAUGUGAAAAUUGCAGUGCUAAUAUAUCUUGAUUUUUUUUUCGAUUAUCCGAUGAAUCGUUGCCUAUAAGUUGUUUCGUUCCACUCACACUGUUUUUCUUGAACAAACCGUAAACUCUUAGCCAAUAUUUCUUUAUGAAACAUAAUGUAAUUUCAAUGGAAAGAUUUAGGAUAUAAAAAGCUCUGGAUUCUGUCUUUAAAUCAACUAAGAUGUUACGUUACGCAUUUGUUGCAGCCUAUAGUUUUCUUUUCUGUUUCCAGGAGAGUUCGCACAACUUAUUAAAAGAAAUGUGAGUUGAGUAUCC